This is a messenger RNA of Durusdinium trenchii, 3837 nucleotides long. Lineage: Eukaryota; Dinophyceae; Suessiales; Symbiodiniaceae. The record is from the annotation of a GenBank genome assembly.
AUGGCUUUUCAACAGCCGGAGCACUGGCUAGGUGAUACCAUCAUCACAAAGACUUUUGAUACCUACAAAGCUGCUGGAGAUUGGCUUUUGAGCAUGGCAGAGUCUCUCAAACAUGGAGGGAUCGAAAAGAGCUUUCGUGCUGCAGCCAAGGAGGUUGCAGCUGAGGCUUUGCAGGGCAGUCCAAAGUUGGAGAAUGCUGAGACUGACAUCACAAAGGACUUCCUGCAAGUUACGCGAAUGCACACAGUUACUCCAGAGUUUUCUACAAGCAGCAUCCAGCUGCUCUUGCUGGGGGAGCAAGAGCAUCCACAGCCAGCUAUCACAGAGUCAGCCCCAUCAGAGCAGUUUCCUCACACUCGGCAAGUUCAAAGUGAGCUCCAGGUUUCCUGCCUAGUGCUUCGCGAGGAAGCUUGGAUGUGGUUCCGGCGCAAAGAUAUAUCCCCCAUGUACCUUUUCCGCAGCUAUGCCUUGAACAACCUCCCUGCCAGCUUCCACAUUCUUGUCACCGACACCCUUGGCAAUGAGUGCGAACAUGUGGGGACUAUUGAGUUUGACAAAUGCGAGGAUGUGCGCAGGUUCUACCCGUGGAAGUCCUACAUGCUCAAUGCUUUGGAGUCCAAGACAUGGGCCAAAAGAGUACGGGACAAGGAGAAGGUUUGUGCAUGGCGAAUCCAGGCAGUCCAGCCUCUAGAUGCUCCUAUCAGGGUUCAGAUUGGCCUGCGCCACGUUUUCUCUGCUGAGUCUGACCAGGCAAAGCUUAAGUACAUUUUGGCAGCGCAUCCCAGUGUGGAACAUUGCUUUGCUGAUUGCCACAACUUCGAGGACAUGUCAGGCUUUUGCUACAAGUGUGGCCGGGAGCACGCCAUUGAUAGUUCUAUGAGGGCAGACCUGCACCUGUGCGGCCCCAGCUGCAAAGACCUCAGUAUCCUGGAGGCUGCAAGAGGAAUCCACAACGUGUACAUUAUGCAGGAUGCUAUGAAGAUUCAUCAGGCAUGGGCUCGAGUGGACCAACCUAUAGAUCUGGAUUUAGAGCCUAUCUAUGAGAAUGUGAAAUCCGUGGCAGAGCAAACAAGGUCUGCAACUGGUGACAUCCAUCGCCCAGUCAUUGAAGUGGUCAAAGAGGAUGUAGAAGCUUUGGGGUACCGCUUUGCCUUUAACAAAGUGGACUCGCAGCACUUCCUAGUUCGGCAGCGACGGAACCGAGUGUAUGGUGUGGCAGAAACACAUUGUGGGAGCACACGCGCAGAAGGUGAAUUUGAUCGUAUGUUGUCUGGGGCGCUUUCCAGUCUGCAGACACAUUUCCACUUCAGGAUGGAAGAGUGCUUUCUCAGUGAUCAGCCUCAAGAAAAAAUCCGUGGAGGGCGUCUGCAGGACCAAAUAAAUGUUGCCAUGGAGAAAGCUCGCGCUGGACAUGGUGAGAACAUCUUCGUAGACUGCUCCACCUCCUCUCAGCGGGCCCCAGAGGCUGCAACCAAUGUGGUCACGUGCGUGUCUCCAACCCACGAUGUGUACUCCAACUUGCUGCAAAGGUUUUUGAAACCAGAAGAAUUCCUUUGGGCACAGGGGAUUUGGCGUGCAGACGCAGAGAACCCGGUGGCAUAUGAUGAGAUGAUAUCAAGUGGACUGGCGCAAGACCUUGCAGGCAAUUCUUUCACGAGCACAGUGGUGCAGGCCAUCGUUUUGUCAUCCUUUGUUUCCUGUGAUUGCUGGUUCCAUAUUGAGCUGGAAAAGGUGAAAUCGAAAACCACCGAUACCAACAAGAGCAAGCUGAUGGCGUUUUCUGAAGGCGAUGGAGCCAAAUUGGUUGAGAGGCCUUCCAAUCUACCCCAAGCAGAUGAACAGCAAAGGGGGGUGAAGCGCAAGGUGAGGGAUGUCAGUGAAGCCAAAUUGGGUCACCGCCGCGGCAGUCCAGAACUGACGGAUCAGCAACUGGCUGAAUGCAAGACAUCUGAUGGUGAUCAACUUGUUCAACAACCUGCUGAUGAACAGAAAGUUGUGAGACGACGUUUGCUGCAGAAGUCUAAUCCCGCAGCCUUGCUGCAGCUCAUGCCCAAGAAGAAGACCAGGGGCAAAGGACCAGGCAACAAGAACGGGAAAGGAAAAAAGCGCAUGGCCACGAUCUGGGACAAGAAUGAGAUAUUCCUGGCAUAUGACAAAGCCAAGGCCAGUGGUGAAAAGAAUCCCAUCAAGGCUGUUGAGAAUAGAAAGCUCCCGGGAUACUUUCCUGGCUGUUUGUAUGAGUCCAAGUGGGGGGCUGCCCGCCGAGAGCAACAGUGGGCAUUGCUGUGCGCAAGCGCUCCAGCCCUUUGCAAGAAGCACAAAGAACUUCCAAACAGUCUUCGGAGAAUCCUCCGCUUCAACAAGCAGAAGCACGGGGCCCCGACCAAGGACACGGCAAGGUGCUACAUUCCAUUGGCACUGGAGCAAGCAAUUGAAUCCAUGAUCCUUGACCGGAUCCUUCUGGGAGAGGAGACCACCAUGGUUUUUGUGAAGAACACCAUUGUGUGGGCUGUGCAACUUUGGAAUGAAGUGAUAGAGAUGAUCCGAACGGACAUCAGGAACAAUGGCCUUGAAACCAUCAAGCAGCAGGACGAGGAGCUUGCAGCUAUGACGCCUUCUCGCCUCAACCACUUCUUCCAGGAGUUGGCAGACAAUUCAGAUGAACUGCUUCAGCCUAUCAACCUAGACCUGAAUGAUGCUGCUCUCUUGAAGAAGGCUCAGCGCCUGUGCCACAAGUUCGACAUCCGGUAUCGCAGCAAUGAGAAACCAGGCCUUCACCUUCCGUUCACCCACCCCUCCUUAGAGAGGGUGCGGACAUAUGUGAGCUUGGCUGUAAAGGAGAAAGUGAUUCAUCCUCGUCUGAUAGCCAACUAUGAUCAAGUCUGGAGCACCAACUAUAGACCAGCAAAGCGCGUGCUGCAGAAGCCUGGUGGUGCUAGAGGCCUUUUGCGAGAUCCUUUGAGCAAAUCCUUGGCAAUGCGCCGCAUCAGGCACAACAUCGAAAGAUGCCUGAACAUGGACCUGACUGAAGAGGAUCCUGCUUCUACUUCUGUGGAGGAACCUUCGAGCAAUGGCUUGCACCAAAUCACUGGUGGUAGCGCUGGUGUUGCUCCAGUGGAUGAGUGGAGGCUUCCUCGCACGGUGACAACAAUAUCAUUCGUGGACGGACAUGUCUCUAGGGCGUAUGUCACGCUGCGGUCUGGAACCAUGCCAGAAAGCACUCGGAAGCGCAUCAACCAGCAGUUGGACAAAUAUCUGUUCAUCGAGCAGCAGCAGGUUACCAGUCAUAUUUGGAACGAGGCCACCCAAAUCAAGUUCCUAGACUUCCUUGCCAAGGAGGUCAGAACACGGAGGAAGAUGCUGGGAUUGGAUGCAACGGCAAGGGCCCUGGUACUUCUAGACCAGGCUGGCGCGCAUAUGUCCAGAAAGUAUGAGCGCAUCCAGGAACAGUGGAGCCGCCAACACAACAUUGAACUGAUGGGUGGCCGUAGCGCAGUGCCAGUGCCCGGUGGAUUUGGGGCCAGUGGUGGCCCGAAUGAUGGGUGGCACCAGUGGCUACAUGCUCUGACAAAGUCCUAUUUGAGGCUGGCUGUUGGAUGGAGCUCCUUUCCUCAGCUUCGAACAAGACUGGAUGAGCUUCAGAUGGGCCUUCAAAGUCAGCCAAGUACCAAGCAACUUGGCGGCGUAGGUUUAAUCGCUGAGCUGUUGGCCUUGUCUUGGUUGCCAUCAUUGAGGAACCGGCGGCUGAUUUGGACAUCAUGGCUCCAAAGAGGCUACUGUUCUGAAGAUGACAUUGCGAACUGGCAUUUUGGCGGUUCCUCGUUCAUUCCAUUUUGA